AAAGUUUUCAAACAUUUAUUAGUUGCGUUGCAUCUAAAAAGGAGUAAAAUGUACUUACACAAUGCUUUAACACCUUUAUAUAAAUUUACAAGAUUUUUGGGAUGUUCUCCUUAUAAAUUUGAAAAAAAUACUAAAGUAUAUAAAUUUGAUCCACGGGCUCUGAUUUUCGUUGCUGUCACAAUUAUUUGUUCAAUAUUAUUUACUGUUUGUGUACCCAGUAAAACUGAACGUGAGUUUUAUUUGUUCUUUAACUUUCAAAUACACCUGGAUUGUAUUUGUACACUUAUAAACAUCGUAACAUUGCUAAUCAAACUAAAGAGAUUUGUCAAAACUAUGACAGAAAUGGAAGUUAUAGAAACCAAGCUGAAAAACCUUAUUGGAGAUAUGGAAUACAAAACCAUAUUUAGAAUAUCUUGGGUUGUUAUUGUUAUUUUCAUUACUGAUACUACGAUAAAGUCAAUUUCAGAAUACUUAUUAUUUCUGAAAAGAAAUGCCAGGCCAUUUUAUUUACUGAAUGGUUUUCUACCAGAAGUUGCAAUUAUUCAGUUUUGCAUUUUAAUUUAUAUACCUUUUGUCAGGUUAAGAAAGUUGAAGCAGUUUUUUGAAAAUACAUUCUAUAAAAAUCAAGAUGAAUUUAUCCUAAGAAAACAAAUAGAAGAAAUCCAUGACAUCUACAACAAAAUUUGCAACGUAUGCCUUGACCUGAACAAUAUAUUUGGAUUUCCAACUUUGAUUUUUUAUAUACAUUUUAUUACUUCUGGAGUGGUUGAAAUCCAUUAUUCAUAUUUGUUGAAAGAUGAUCUAAACUGGAAAACAGCUUUGCAAAUUAUUUCAGUAUUUCACUGGACAGUUUGGAGAGCAUCCUGUUUGAUCACAAUUGCAUAUUUGUAUCAUUCAGUACUUGAGCAAUCAAAAACCAUGAGCAACACUAUUCACAAUUUAAUACGUAAAGCGAAAACACCACAAGUAUAUAAAUCGCUUAAAUUGUUUGCACUUCACGAAAUCAACAGAAAUUUGAAAUUUACUGUUUGUGGACUGUUUGCGGCUGAUUUCACUAUGGUUAAUACGGGGUUUACAACGAUAGCAACCUAUGUAGUGCUCUUGAUCCAGUUUAACGUAGGAAAACAAGAAAUUUAAGAAUGAUUUUUUUCCUUUAAUCUGCACACAAAAAUUCAAUUAAAACUUAACUAAAGUACCAGUUCAGUAAUCCUGAAUCCGUUCUUUUUAUCAGUUGGUGUCUUUUCAGAACAAAUUAUACUAGUUUUGGUGUUGUUUUAAGCAUAUUAAGGCACAG
Psylliodes chrysocephalus is the source of this 1294-nucleotide messenger RNA. Lineage: Eukaryota; Metazoa; Arthropoda; Insecta; Coleoptera; Chrysomelidae. The record is from the annotation of a GenBank genome assembly.